Molecule: messenger RNA, 1539 nt
Organism: Hyposmocoma kahamanoa
Lineage: Eukaryota; Metazoa; Arthropoda; Insecta; Lepidoptera; Cosmopterigidae
Product: sodium/potassium-transporting ATPase subunit beta-2-like
Exons: 5
Coding region: 16-780 (254 amino acids)
Biological process (GO): potassium ion import across plasma membrane; intracellular sodium ion homeostasis; intracellular potassium ion homeostasis
Cellular component (GO): sodium:potassium-exchanging ATPase complex
Molecular function (GO): ATPase activator activity
Source: RefSeq, a predicted model, not a curated record
CAUUUGCUCAAAGCAAUGUUGUCUAAGCCAUUACGUUGCACAACAGAUCUGGAGGUGUGGCCGCGUUCCGACGACUACUACACGCACUGGGAGCAGCCUGUCAUACAGUUCCGACUCAGGGACCCUGGCAGUUGGCAUCCUUGGGUGCAAAAGAUCAAUGACUUCUUGAGGGAAUAUGAGACGACGGUCCCCGAAGAUCCUCCACGAGCUCCAUGCUCGACUAAACGACGAGACCAGUACACUAUGCGCUCGGAAACUUGCGAGUUGGCCAUGAGGACGUGGUCUCCGUGUACCGCUGACGAAUUUUAUGGCUACGCUCUUGGCACGCCUUGCGUCUUCCUGCGACUCAAUCACAUUCAUUACUGGGUCCCGGAGCCGUAUAACAUAUCGGUGCCACUGCCUAUCCCCAUGGACAUGCCAGAAAACUUGAGACAAAUUAUGCACCAAAGGCCUGCGCAUCAGUACGGGGACUUCAUUUGGGUGUCAUGCGACGGCGAGUUCCCUGCGGACCAGGAGAACAUCGGGCCCAUUCAGUACAUUCCCGCAAACAUGCCUCCCGGUUUCCCCACUGCCCGCCUGCACACUGCCGACCGCAUUCCGCAAUCUGCUCGCGGCCUGCCUGACCAGAUCCCCGGACCGCUCGUUGGUGUCUUCUUUGAGAAUCCUCGUCGUGGCGUGCUAAUCAACGUGGAGUGUCGCGUCUGGUCCCGUGACAUCACGCAGUACUACGAUCGCACCAGCCGCGUCGGGCGCGCGCGCUUCGAACUCUUCGUCGAGUAAACUCCUCUGGGAAGCAGUUGCAGUCUGCUGAAUCACACAUUAUUUAUUCCAGUACUUAUUCCAUCAAUCAAAGCUUUCCAUUAACACCGCAAAAGACAAAGAGUGUAACUUUUAAAAUAAAAAAUCUAAAUUAUUUUAAUACAUUUGCAAUUCAAUAAACAAAAAUAAUUAAUAAUAAUAAUAAUUACGCGUGAUCGGGCACUAUGGCAUACGCUUGGGGAGGCUUAUAUCCAGCAGUGGCCUGUAAUAGGCUGCUUGAUUGGUUGACUGAUUGAAUUAAAAAUUACUAUCUCAAAUUUGACCCAAUAAGCGAUUAGUAGACCAUUAACUCUUGCUGAUAUUCUGCCGUAUCCUGUAAACGUUAAAAAAACAACAACAUCGAUACACAUUACACCAUCAAUAAUACUAUCAAAGAUCAGGCAGUUAGACAUGUGCAAAAAUAUGCUUCGAAAAGUAAUGUAACGUCGCGUAACACUUCCGUAAAAUUAUAUUACAGUGUGAUAUCACCAUCACCCACACCACACAGACUAAAAAUAAGAUGCGUUUUAAGCAUUAUCCCAUCACUCAGUGCUUGCUUUGCCAUUACCAUCACAUUGCAAUAAAGUGUGAUAUUAUCACAUCUUGCGUCAUAUAUAUUAUAUUACUCCGUGCUAUUACAAUCACAUUGCAUUCAGGCUUGCUGAAAACCAGCGCUAUAGGUAGGAUAUCCUGCCCGUAGCUAAACGCUGAGCAAGUCCCGUUUGUGUGGCGACACCGAAA